Molecule: messenger RNA, 4053 nt
Organism: Triticum aestivum (bread wheat)
Lineage: Eukaryota; Viridiplantae; Streptophyta; Magnoliopsida; Poales; Poaceae
Product: glycine-rich RNA-binding protein RZ1C
Exons: 2
Coding region: 2486-3325 (279 amino acids)
Cellular component (GO): nucleus
Molecular function (GO): zinc ion binding; mRNA binding
Source: RefSeq, a predicted model, not a curated record
UUAUUGUUUCGUGGGUAUGUAUGUGUAUAUAGCUGCUAGAUCUGCGGAAUUAGAUGGUGUUGAGGGUAGGAAGGCGAAUGUGAUGCACAUGGCCAAGGUCUAGGUGCUGUUUUUCUAAAAAUUCUCUUAUAACUUGUAUAAGUGAUAGGGUCCUGCUACCUUGAUCAGUACUUUCUCCGGAUCCGAACAAGGCACAUGAGCUCAGUGUUUGGUUUCGUGUGGUUAACACUGGCUCAAUUCUCUAGGUUAAUAAUUAACAGUAAUGGGGGUUCCCACUUUUCUGACACUGUUAUAGUGUCAAAAGACGUCUUACGUUAAGUUACAGAGGUAGUAUUUCGAAACGCACAAUGUAAUAUGCUGUCUUCUCAAAAUGAAUAAACGCAGGUGCUAACUAGUACUCCCUCUGUUCUGUUCCUAAAUACAAGCCUUCUUAGAGAUUCCAAUGUAGACUGCACACGGAGCAAAAUGAGUGAAUCUACACUCUAGACUAUGUCUAUGUACAUCCGUAUGUAGUCCAUGUUGAAAUCUCUAAAAAGGCUUUUAUUUAGGAACGGAGGGAGUAGAAUUUAUUGCUAACGAGAUUUUGUCAUAUGGUGUUCCUUAGUUUGUAGCCACAUCAGGGAUGCUCACACUAUUUUUCUACCCCUCCCUUUGCUAGCUCUGAUGAUUAUUUUUCUCAGCCACGUGCUUUGUGAAGCCAAAUGAGCUGGCACAUUUGUGGAGUUGGAUAGAACAGGGAUUCUUUGUUUGUUUGUCGAAAGAUCAGCUUUGCAGAGAACAAUCAUGAGUGUUUGUGCGAAGAAAGCAGCUGUUAACUGCUCUUUCAGGGAAAACUUAGGCUCGAAAUUUCUUUACCAAGAGGUCAUGCUGGUGCUGUUUACCGCAGUUAGAUGCCUGAAGUGAACAUCAGGGCCUGUGAAAUUUGAUCCAGUAAUCUGGGAACCCUUGAUCUAUCUUGCUCUUGGCUGUGUUCUGAUACCUUCAUUCAGCCUGUGGUCUGAUAGAAGAAACAGCAUGUUCUUACAGUGGUAUUACUUGACAAGAAAUGCCUUCAGUGGUCCUCUGGCUUUUGCAGUUCCAUGCAUGUCCUGUGAUUUUGAUAGUCUACUAUGCCAACACCACAGUCAGUAGUCUGCAGUUGGGAAGCGACUCAGCAGACAGUCUGUUGUCUGAUGGAAACCUGAAGACAUUUUUCAGUCUUUCAUGUUUUAACUGAUUUUAUCUGUUGGUGAUAUACAUCAAAAUAUUUGUUGUCUGUUUUGUGUGGUUGUGUUAAAUAUUAAGAAACCAUGUAAUCCAUUUUAAAAUCCUGUGCCAUCUAUGCGACUAGAAUUCUACACAUAUGUUGUCAUGUUUUUCUAUUCUUGAAUCUUGAUACGAGUGCCAUGAUUUGUUUGGUAUGUCAGUACUCUGUUCGUUGGCCAAAAUAUUGUUCUGUUUUUCUGCUCCUAGUUUCUAAGAGCAUGUUGCAUUAUCUUUUCUGUAAUCACCAUGUCCCAAUCAUUUAUCUCAUCAUAUCAUAUAUUCAUCUGAAUACCUUUUCUUCAGUUGUUUCUUUCGCUUUUUGGUUUGUAGUCACAGCCAUUUUUUUGUGACAAGUUGGGUGCAAAACAUGUUGUAGUGUGCAACCUGAUCUUAUUGGCUUCAAAAUAAUUUAAGGGAUGUUGUUGCAGCCAAUAAAUCAUGUGGUAGCAGUUGGUAACUUUUGUUAUGAAAACCGAGGGAAGGUGAAAUACAGAUUCGUUUGUGUAUCGUCACGACAUUGUUGCUGUGUAGUGCUCAUGGAAUGACAGUUGAAGGAUAGCUGCUGAAGCAACAUUUGAUGUCAGCACUUCUCACAACCAACCCCACACAUUUGACAUGUCAUGCUUGUUGGAUAUUGCCAACUGCUGUCUCCAUGUGUUGUUUUGCUAUGUUUGAAGAUUCUCUCGUGAGCUUAUCUACCAGACCAGCAUGCCAGUGGUUCAGACAUCGGUGAUGGGCCUGACCGCCUGAGAAUGUUGUUCUUGUUUGGCUUCUGACAGUAAUUCACUAAUUUACGGUGAAAAUUCAAUAGAUGGAUCUAACUACUGAACUGGUUUAUGCAUUUAGUCAUAGCAUGAUAUGAUAUGAGUGGGAGUGUUACAAACCUUGAGGCACACUUGGUUGGUAGCCACUUUCAUGCCAAUUGAAGUUCCUUGCUUCUCAGUUAGUAGUUGCUGCAAUUAGUUUAGUUGAUAUGAGAUGUGCUAUAGGGAUCCAAACACGACAUCCAGAGCAGUCUAGUUAAUAUGGGUAACAGCAAAAGAUGGUAGCAGCAAGCAUUGUUUGGUUGCUCAAAUGUUUGUUUGCCCGACUGGUUGUCAGUACAACGAGCUUUGCUCUCUCAGGAUAUGUUCAGUCAGAAAGGUAGUCACAGUUACACUCGGCUAUUUGACAGUUUUGAUUUGUUCUGUUGAAUUAUGAAACUCUGGAAUAACCUAAUCCCAAUGCUGCUCAAAAGAUCAUGCUGGAGAGGCACACAAACCGGCACCGUGGCUUUGGCUUCGUGACGUUUUCAGAUCCCAGGGCAGUUGAGACUGCUAUCAACGAUAUGCACAACAAAGAGUUAGAUGGUCGUACCAUUUCAGUGAACAGGGCUGAGCCAAAGAUGCAAACAGAUGACACUCGGUACAGCAGUGGUGGUGGUGGUGACCGUGGGGAUUAUCGUGGUGGCAAGGGUGAUGGUCCACCCCCUGGCAAUUGCUUUGAGUGUGGCCGUGCUGGUCACUGGGCUCGUGACUGCCCUAACCCUGGCGGCGGCCGUUCUGGGCGAUUCCCUUCCAAGUUCAGUGGUGGCGGUGGCAGGGGAGAUCGCUUUUCUGGAUCAGACAGGUUUGGCGACCGUUACGUGGAUGAUCGCUAUGAUGGUGGCCGUUAUGGUGGGUACCGUGAGCCUAUUGACAGCAGAGACAGAUAUGAUGGGGGCCGUGAUCGUUAUGCCAGUGACCGGUACCCCUCUGGUGGUGACCGCUUUGGUGCAGACAGGUAUGGAGCAGCCCCAGACCGUUAUGCACCAAGUGGUGGUGGAGGCGGCUAUGGCAGGGAGCGAGAGAGAAGCUACGAGAGAGAUGGAAUUCGUGGUGGUGGUGCCUAUGACAGGAGUGGCCCAAGGGGCGGUGCAAGCUAUGACAGGGACGGCCCAAGGGGCGGCAUAGGUGGUGGCUAUGACAGGGAUGGUCCACGUGGAGGCGGCGCCGACUAUGGCAGCGGUGGGCCUAGUCGCUACGAGGGAGGAGGUUACAGGGAGAGGCCUGCACCGUAUGACCGCCCCAGGGGAGGAGGGCGCUUCGACGACCGCUACUAGUGACCUGUUGCUGCAGUCGAGCUAUGUAUUUGCGUUUUAACUUUCAGUUUGGCAUGGCCGAAUGCUUGAUGAGUACUCUGUCGGCACGGUUAUCUCUUUUCUGUACUGCAAAUGUUACUCCCGGUGGGCACUGGUAGUUUACCCAGCAGACUGUUUCCGUGCUGAGUUGAAUCUGUCAUGCCCUGGCUGCUGGCUACCUUUGCUGAAUGAUGGUUUAUGUACUUCUGCAUGAUAUUAAUCAAUCUGAACUUAUGAAAUCCUGCUGCUCUGCUGUGGUUGGUAUGAGAUCCUGCUGCUCUGCUGUGGAUGAAUCUUAUGGCACGGUAAUAUCUAUUCUGUACCAGAAAUGGUACCACAACUGGAGUUUAUCCAGCAGACUGAGCCUGCUAUGACCUGGUUGUUUUGGCUGUCGGCUACAUUUGCUGAAUGAUGGUUUCUCAACUUGUGCAUGAUUUCAUCGAUCUGAAUUUAUGAAAUCCUUCUGAAUGACUUCGAGAAGAGUGACCAAAAACUAUGCUCUUUAGACAGAGCAUCAUGAUUUGACGAAUGGGCUUUCAUACUUGUCUUCAUCACGUGUUAUUUAGGUCAUUUGUGCUGACUGUAUGAAUUAGAAAUGUAAAAUAAGUUUUUGUUUUUGUUUAGUCCAGUGUUUCUGUAAAAGUGCUGUGCAAAAUGUAUUUGAGUGUCGACCCUUCGUGCUAUGAAUACGAACUUACUCUUUGAUUCAA